CUGGCCCUGGGUGUAGUCCCUUGUAGGCAGCCAAGAGGACGCUCACGAAGCGAACGCAGUGUUUAUGCAGACCAACCACCUUACUCGAAGCUGUGUGAGAAACAGCCUGACCAAAUUCAUUUGCGCCAACUGCACGACCUUGGUCAGUGUGUGAAGGGACAGGCUUCACUCGCCACUGCAUUGAGGACCACUUCUGUUCGGACAGGCCCAGUUUGCGGUGGUGCUGCUACCCAGAUGAACCGCGGAAUGCACCUGCGUAAGUGCCAGCACGUCCGAGUGGCCCCUACGACCCCCCAGAGGUUCUUCUCUUGCAAGGAUGGGUGCUUCCGUCCCCCGAGAACUACAAGUGCCAGAUGCCUGCGCAGUGGAUGGCUGCAGAAGUCGUUCGUGUGCACCACUGGCAUGAUGUACAAGCACAAAAAGGAUGCAUGUGAAGCUCCUUGCUGUACCAUCGUGGCCAGCAGGAAGGCCGAUACCCUGAACCUCCUGACAAGCAAACUACUUUUGAAUGCUACAUGA
Penaeus indicus is the source of this 519-nucleotide messenger RNA. RefSeq lists its product as uncharacterized. Lineage: Eukaryota; Metazoa; Arthropoda; Malacostraca; Decapoda; Penaeidae. The annotation marks the transcript as partial. The record is from RefSeq and is a predicted model, not a curated record. The transcript has 3 exons.